AUGGGUCGGUCGGCAGGCAGUAUGACGUCACAGGCCGAACCCGCCGACUCGAGCGGGAAAGCCGACAGCAGCCGCCAGGGACGGGCGGAAGAAAGCCGACAGUCAAUCAAUGCCAGACGGCGCCGCAGCUCGUCACGGGCGCCGAUGGGGCCAUGGGGCCUGGCUGGGCAGCUCGUUGCCGCAUCCGGGUCGCCACUGGCUGCUGUCUGCGCGGGGUGGCUGCCGAUCGCUGUUUCGCCGGCGCCGAUCCUGAUUUUGCGGGCGCCAGCAAAUUUCCUCGGGCAUCCGGGCCGCGUCUCCACCCUGCGCUCCCACACGCUCCUUCCGUCACACGCCGCGCCUUCUGCGCGCGAUCGGGCCAAUGGCCGAGCCACAGCGCCGCAGAUCGUUCCACUCCGUCUCUAUCCAUCUGUGGCUCCCCUCAUCUCAGCUCUUGUCUGGUCCGCUGGGCCACCGAGCCACAGCUGCGCCGCCACCAACGGGCGAUUUGUGGCUUGUGAUCAAUCGCUCGCUCAAGCCAUACCGCGGACUGUGGCUGCCUCUUCGAUCGGCGAGCACUUUGCCGAAAGCGCCUCAACCCACGGACCUCAUCACCGUCUAGGCCCCAUGAAAACGUUGAGGAGGAGCCACGGCGAUCCCGACACCCCCCUCCUCGCAUCCGCAGGACACAUUGCCCGAUGUGGCAAUCCUCGACCGCCAUCUGGUUGUUCCAUUGGCGGCGCCUUGCCCACCCGGGGGCGUGUCCCUCCUCCGUCGCAUUUCCAUCCAUCCUGUGCUCAGUUAGGGUCACGUCCCGUUUUGCCCGCUGUGGCUGGACCUCCAAAGGGCGUACCCGUCCGUGGCGAAAUCGGUCCGUUGCCGUGUGGCGAAGUUCGUCGAGGCCGCCCGUGGUUGUCGUCAGCCACUGCUGCACGAGGGGAGGUUAAUAUCCCUUCCUCCGCGGACUGGAGUCUUGCCAGCAGCUUUGCAGCCACCACAUGGGCAUGCCGAGCUUCAGCCGGUGAUGUGGCUUCACACCCACACCCCACCCAGUCUGAAGAUCUUCGCCUCUGCCGUUCUAGACUCCAGGAGACAAGCGCACUGAGGAUUCUCCGUCUCCAGCUGACCCGCUGGGGAUUCGCGGCCCUCCUUCCCCUCAAGUGCAUCUUGCCCUUGCCCGGCUGA
Molecule: messenger RNA, 1164 nt
Organism: Gaeumannomyces tritici R3-111a-1
Lineage: Eukaryota; Fungi; Ascomycota; Sordariomycetes; Magnaporthales; Magnaporthaceae
Exons: 3
Coding region: 1-1164 (387 amino acids)
Source: RefSeq, a predicted model, not a curated record